AUGGAGGAAAUAAAAAAUUUAAAAGAAGAAAUUACAGUAAGAAAACAGCAAAUAAAGGAUUUAGAAAAAAGUUAUUUAACUCAAGAUCAAUUUCAAGAGUUGGUCAACAUAGCAUUUUCACCAAAUACCUAUUCUAACUUUAUUAAUUUGAAAACCAAGAUUAAAUUGCUUAAAUUAAAGGAAUUUUUACCUUAUUAUGAAAAAGAGAAGGAAAAUUUUAUGAAGUUAGUGUCCAAGGCAAAAGAACAUGUAGGCAAAGAAUUAGAGAAGUUUUUGAAUCUUCUACUUGCCCAAAAUGAAAAGGUAGAAAAAAAUCAAGAUGAUGUUUCUUUUAAUAAAGGUCAAUUAAGUGCUUACAGGAUUAUUUUACAAGAAAAGAUACCAUAUAAUGAACUGGAAAUUCUUUUAAACAAACACAAAAAUAUUUUGAAAUUAGAAAGCCAAUUACACCUCUUAUGGGAUUCCUUUAUGUAG
Molecule: messenger RNA, 474 nt
Organism: Rhizophagus irregularis DAOM 181602=DAOM 197198
Lineage: Eukaryota; Fungi; Glomeromycota; Glomeromycetes; Glomerales; Glomeraceae
Source: RefSeq, a predicted model, not a curated record